AAGCUACAGUACAGGGGUAACACGCGACGGUGAAGUUACACUACUGCUGUUUCUGGCUCAGGUCGGUGGCACAGGCAGGCGAUAAAGGAUGCGACAGUUGGUGUUGGCGGUGACUCUGCUGGUGGUGGCAGUGAGGGGCCAGCACGAACAGGGGCCCCGAGGGCUCCCUGCACACACUCGACAGUUCCUGGACAUUGCGCCCUUCUCCCAGGGACCUAAAAGUAGACCACCCCCAGUGAGACUCAGGGGACCUCCACCCCCAGCGGUCAGAGGGCCCCUACGGCCACAACAUUCAGGUGAAUCAAGACCAAUCUUCAAUGGACCGCCUCCCUAUGCUGGUUCUGGACCACAACCUUUCCCAUCAGAAUCGGGACAGGGCACUGGCCAUUUACCCCUUAACCCUCGUCCCAACUUUGACAAUCCACAUUUCCAGCCAGAGAACGAGGUCAACGUCGCAGCAGACGAAGUAGCCCUGGAGAUAAGUGACUACUCGUCAAUCUUCCCUGACGGGGAGUACGUGGCUCCAACCCGCGAGAUCGUUGACUCCAGGCUCCCCACAGACCAUUUCAGCGCCCGAGCACCUCAACCAAACAGUUUCACACCAGUAGCGACACAACAAUCACCAUCACCAAAAGAGAAUCUGCAGCAUCAAAAUCAAGCAAAGGAAGAACACCAGCCACAAGUCAGUGACGAACACCUUUUAUCCCAAGUCACUCCACAGCAACAAGACGAACCCCAACUACGAGAGCCGCCAUACCAACCCGAGCAACAAACGCAGCAAGAACAACCAAGGCUACAGAUAACAGAAGCAGCAGAGAAGCCGCAACAUGACCUCCCAACUGUGCAAGAGCCUCCGCAGCAACUGGGACCUCAACAGUACGAGCAGGAAACCCAAGAGGUGGUAGAAAUUGUUUCGCCGCCUCGACCCAUCCACCACCCUAUUCCUGGACCUCCUUACCCGCGCCCACAGUUAGAGGACGCCCAUCGGUCCCCUUCCCAUCCUAACCAGCUGCCUCUAUAUAAUGUAAUAAAUGAAAACCAGGAGCCUUUCGAAAUCCAAGCGGCAGAAUCGCGAGAGCAGCCGUACCGGAUUGAGUACGACUACGAUGAGGAAGAGGAGGAAGAGGAAGAGCCUGAUCGUCUAGCCUUACUCUUACUCGACUCGCAUUUCACCUGUUUCGACAAGAAUAACGGCUACUACGCUGACGAGGAGGUGCAGUGUGAGGUCUUCCAUUACUGCCAGGACAAAUUGAAGCACUCAUGGCUGUGUCCCCAAGGCGCCUCCUUCCACCAGGUUCACCUUAUCUGUUUGCCGCGUUCUGAGGACAACAUCUGCGAAAAGUCCUCUAAGUUCCACUUCGUCAACGAGUUCUUAUAUAAGGAGGUGGACGGGGAGGACGGCUCCAACAAGACGUACGCUGAUCGCUACUAUCCUGAGGGCUUUGAGUUUGGUGUUGCACGUGUGGAAACUGAUGGUCAGAUCCCUCAGCCGGGAGGUGGGGUGGGUACCGGGCAACACCCUCCACGCCGUCCAACUCCCGCCUUCCUCGACCGUCUCCCCCACACACAACCUCAACGACCACAAUACCAGGAGGAAGUGCCUGAUGCCUACGUGCAGGACAGGUAUCCAGGACAGUUCUCAAGACCACCACCUGAUACUGGUACCCCACAGAGGUUUUCAGGGCCGCCGAUAUACAGAAGUGACUCCCAAGGCCAUGAAAACCUUCAAGAAGUCAUAGCUCACAGAAGGCAAGGUUGACUUGCAUACUGGUACGCUUCCUCAAGUAGAAUUCCUUCAUUGUAUUAGGAAUCAUUAGGAGCAUAAGCAAUAGUUAGUUCAGGCGGCUUGGGCUCCACCUAAUAGGAAUAUGUUAUUAGUGUUAUCGCAGGAAGUAUUGAUUGAUUGUUCUUGCAUUUACACAGGUCGCGCUGGGUUUGUUUCACUACCAUUUUAUUCGGUUUCAUUCUAGUUUACCGAACACUAGUUAUGUAUAUAUCAGUUAAGUUUGUUUUGUUGAUCAAUAAUUAAUAAAUAAAAGUAAAAGACUUGAACGUAUAGAGAUGAAGUAAACUGACCCAGCACCCAUAAUAACUUAGUAUCUCAUCAUCCUCACUUAGGAUGGAGACUCAAGUUGGUCCUUCGGGUCUUGGUCUCCAGGAGCAUUACUUAAGUUAUACGGGCGAGAGAGUUGUAAUGGGUCCUGUGUGAUGACGCCUCUCCUUGUGUGUGCAUCGCGUCUUGUGUAAAGGCAACCGUUCAUAGCCAAUUGAAACUCGUAUGGGCAAAAGCAUAUUUCUAAUUUUAAUUUUUUUUUUAAUUUACAGUUGCUUCACAUUUCAAAGGUUACAUCAAAAUCACAAAAUCAUUUCGGAUUAUUUAAGUUGGGUAGACCUACUAGUCUGGCUGUCGCAAAUUUUACCCAUGUCUAUACUAGGCACAAGGCACACAACUCGGUCAAUACUACGAAGAAAAAUUACCAUUGAACUCGCUUCCAGUAACGUAAGCAACGCUCUUAGUUACAUCACAACACACUCCCUGUUGUUCAUUCAUGUUUCAUUAUCAAUUCGUAAAAUUUACCUCACACCCGUACACACUAACUUUACAUUUACAAGGUUAAUAUGCAACGAAAAGAAAUAUCAAUUGUAAAUAUAUUUAAUAAGUAAAGGGUUUUACACUUUAAUGACAAAUAUAUGUUUACCAUACAAAGAUUAUCUCAUAAUUAUAGCCUUCAACCGAACAACAAGAGAAAUGCACAUGUUAGUAUUUUCCUUGAAUUAAAUUAUUAAAUGUAUCUUCCCUCAAAUAUAUAUUUAGGGCUUAAGUAGACAUUGUGGACUGUAACCGGAGUAUUAGGCAUUAACUGGAGAAAUGUCAGCGUACGGCGGCUGGAGCACCGCCCCAUAUUUAUUGUUAAGGCGCGCAUGUGGGCCAGCCGCCGCAACCCAACAAGUUUAUUAUAUCUAGCAUAAUAGUGGUGAUGGCAGGUAGUGGCCACGAUUACUACAAGUUUGUAAAUACUAUCUUGUUAUACCUAACUUAGGUAUUUUGUUGUAUUCUUAAGAUUUAGUUAAGUACAUUGUUAAUUACUGUAGUAUGGCAUAUGUC
Messenger RNA from Homarus americanus (American lobster), 3106 nucleotides. RefSeq names its product early nodulin-75-like. Gene Ontology annotation, cellular component: extracellular region. The coding region runs from base 89 to 1759 and encodes 556 amino acids. The record is from RefSeq and is a predicted model, not a curated record. NCBI's taxonomy places the organism in Eukaryota, Metazoa, Arthropoda, Malacostraca, Decapoda, Nephropidae. Gene Ontology annotation, molecular function: chitin binding. The transcript is spliced from 4 exons.